This is a messenger RNA of Crotalus tigris (Tiger rattlesnake), 2130 nucleotides long. RefSeq names its product arylacetamide deacetylase-like 4. Lineage: Eukaryota; Metazoa; Chordata; Lepidosauria; Squamata; Viperidae. The transcript has 6 exons. Gene Ontology annotation, molecular function: hydrolase activity. The coding region runs from base 1 to 1476 and encodes 491 amino acids. The record is from RefSeq and is a predicted model, not a curated record.
AUGCCCCCUUAUAGCGUCGGAGAUCUGCAUGUAGAUUCCUGCUCGAAAAUGACAUUGUUUGAGGAUGAGGUGGUGUAUGGACGCGACUUUGUCCCGAUGCCAGAGUGUGGGUCCCAGGAAUCCCAGCCUCGUCACCCCAAUGAAUGGUUUAACCACGUAGGGGGACAUGUGGUGAGGGGGGCCGAAUAUCAGACCCAGCGCACCACCCACCCUCCAGUGGCCCCGUUACCGGCUCACACAAUGGCAACAUUGGAGAGGCCCCAACAGCUGAUCCGGCGGGUCCGCGUUUCGCGCCGCCAUUGCAACCACCGAGAUGGGCAACCGGGAUUCCUAGAGCAGCAGCUCCGUGUUUCGCACUGCUAUUGCAACCACCGAGAUGGGAAACCGGGAUUCCUAGAGCGGCAGCUGAUGAGCCCAUGUGACCAGCUAGGAUGGCUAGCCAGGAUUCUGGAUAAACUUGGCAUCUGCCAUGAAUUUUUCAUAUGGAGGCUCCUUUGGAAUGGAAUACAUCCCAGGAAACCAUCUGACUUGAUUGUCAAGGAAAUGCUUUUUGACAGAGUGCCGGUGAUGGUCUGUUGUCCCAAAAGAGCAAGUCCAGAGAACAGACGAGGACUUGUCUGGAUCCACGGAGGAGCAGGAUCCCACGAAAGGCUGUGCCACUUCAUUGCCCGGCAAAGUGACACUGUGAUCGCAUGCAUCGGAUACCCCUUGGCGCCAGAGCACCCCUAUCCAGCUCAACAACUCAGCUGCUACACUGCCGUAUCACAUUUUCUGAAGAAUGCGCAGGACUACGGGGUGGACCCGAAACGGAUCGUGCUGGCUGGCGACAGCAGCGGAGGCACACUUGUUGCCAGCACUGCUCAGCAACUUCUGAUGACAAAGGACCUGCCACAGCCCCAGGCCCACAUACUAAUCAAUCCUUACCUACAAUGCCUGGAUGUAAAUUUACCUUCUUACCAGCAAAACCAGUCCAUUCCCCCCUUAGUCAAGAAAGAGGCUGUUCGUCUUGGCACAAUGUAUCUCUCAGGAACCAGUGCUGGGGUCAAUGAAAUUAUGGCCAAUGCCCAUGUCCCGCAGGAACUCAUGGCAAAGUAUCAGAAAUGGAUCAGUGCAGAACAUAUUCCGGAGGAAUUUAAAGGCCGGGGUUACGUGCCGUUUGUACCUGGUCCAUUUUCAGAAGAUCUUUUCCAAAAAUACAAAACAGUUUUCGACCCCAUAUUUUCCCCACUCCUGGCAGAAGACGCCGUCAUCCAGCAGUUUCCAGAGACUUUCCUUUUAACCUGCGAAUAUGACAUUUUCCGAGAUGAUGGCUUGCUCUAUAAGAAGAGGCUGGAAGACAAUGGUGUCCCUGUCACCUGGCUUCACCUCAAGGACGGAUUCCAUGGCAUCACCUUGCUGAUAGAUAUGGGGUCAAUCCAGUUUCCAAGUACGAGGAAGAGUAUGAAUAGUGUAAUCCAAUUCCUAGAACGAUUCUAGAAAUCAAACAACCUCGUUCCUCUUCCUUGUUCAUCUAGCCCUUACCUUACAGAUCUGGAUCUGAAGAGGUUAUACCCUAUAAUUUCAUUCAUCUGUCCUGCUUAACUGACCUGAAGAUGGUCCACCAACCCUUUGAAGAGACACAUCCUUGCCCUCUCCAGCUCGUUCAUAGCCCACCACUCAGGUAGCCUGGUGUCAGGCUGUGCAGGAAACUGUGGUUUUCCCUCUUACUCAAAAAACAGAAUUUCCCAUAUGACAAUCUAAGUGGCACAGAGGAACAGUUGGGUGAGUGGCCAGACGUCUAACUUUUGCGCUCUCCUUCUCCCUAUAGUCAGGACAGUGGUUCUUUGGAAUAUCAAACUGUUGUGGAAAAAACCACGAUACUUACAUCAGAAGACAAGACCACGAAGGGUUGGAGAAAACAGGCUUUAUUUGUGCACAAUGGUUCAGAGCAUUCACAUGACAAAUUCUGAACCCUGAGCUAUUCUCAGGGAGUAGUUCUUAUAGCAUUAACCACCCACGCCUUAGCCUUAGGGUGGCUCUUAUCUACCUUUGACACACUAAAACAGAGAAGUUUAUAUCUUGAAGCUACAUAAGUAAAAGGAGAAGUUCACACAAACGGUUGUCUUACCACACCUUUCUGCACGGGUGCUA